This is a messenger RNA of Ambispora leptoticha, 1119 nucleotides long. NCBI's taxonomy places the organism in Eukaryota, Fungi, Glomeromycota, Glomeromycetes, Archaeosporales, Ambisporaceae. The record is from the annotation of a GenBank genome assembly.
AUGGGUCCGUUGAACGGAUUAGCCAAAUUAUUUUUACAACAACUCGAUCUAGGCGUAAAAUUUGCGCAAAUACAACAAUCUAUCCUGACCUUCAUUAAAGGGCAUAAUCUUACACUCGUCGAAAUUGUGGAACGUCUUCAAAAAGGUUAUAAAGGUCGUGAGUACCGCAAACAAUUUAAAGUAUUGAGCGGAUUCUUAUACGAACGAUUCCUGGAAUGUCACGAUUCGAAAAAAGCCUUUGCAGAGUAUAAAGCCGCGGCGGAAACGGAAUGUCCAUAUGGAUAUUUAUUUGUUGGCAUUUGCUAUGAAAAUGGUAUCGGCGUACAUAUAGAUUCUGAAAAAGCUUUCAAAAAUUAUCAAAAAUCGGUUGAAUAUAGCCGAAACAGACCUUUUCCGUGCGGCCAAUAUCGCCUUGCUAGGUGUUACGAACGUGGUAUAGGAACCUCGGUUAAUCAUGAGUUUGCUUUCAACUGUUACACACGUGCCGCGAAUGCCGGUAAUCUCGACGCUCUAAAUAGCCUCGGUUGCUGGUACCAAAAAGGCAAAUAUGUGAAACAAGAUUUCUCAGAAGCUUACAAAAACUAUAAAAAAGCUGCGGACGGUGGUCUUCCCUGUGCCCAAUUCAAUGUAGCCGAAUUCCUUCGUCUCGGAUGUGGUGUCAAAAAGAACGAGCUAGAAGCUUUUCAUUGGUAUCAAACAGCUGCGAAUAAUGGCGAAUCAAGUGCUCAAUACUGGUUAGCACAACAUUAUGAGGAAGACAAAAAUAAAAACGAUAAAUUGGCUUUGAAAUGGUAUUUGAAAGCGGCUGAAGCGACUCAAAUCACGGAAGAAAUUGUCCAAACUUAUUAUAGUCUUGCUCUAAUUUAUGAUUACGGUCAGCUUGGCGUGGUUCGUGAUGAUAAAAAAGCUUUCGAAUGGUACCAAAAAGCAUCGGAUGUCGGUAUUAUCGAAGCUACUAGACGAUUAUCUGAAUGUUAUCGACGUGGUCUUGGUACUGAAAUUGAUCUUGAAAAAGCAAAUAAAUUAGCCAAAUUAAUAUCAGAUACAAAAGAAAAUGAAGCAGAGAAAAAGUAUCGAAGAAUCUUAUCAGUUUCUCUUUCAUCAAUAAAAACGCUGUAA